Molecule: messenger RNA, 3994 nt
Organism: Oncorhynchus tshawytscha (Chinook salmon)
Lineage: Eukaryota; Metazoa; Chordata; Actinopteri; Salmoniformes; Salmonidae
Gene: cp110
Exons: 11
Coding region: 18-3857 (1279 amino acids)
Biological process (GO): centrosome duplication; regulation of cytokinesis; centriole replication
Cellular component (GO): centriole
Source: RefSeq, a predicted model, not a curated record
ACCUGGUGUGUUGAUCCAUGACGGGAUUUGUAGACGCCAUGACGCUUUCCUCCAAACUGUCAGUUUGUUGUCUCGACGAGGCGGGUGAAAUAAUGGAAGACUAUGAAAAGUUCAUACAACGCCGACUUUACGAACUGAAAAGGAAGGAUAGCAACGACCACAACAAGAACCAACGCCGGACACUGGAAUCACCAUGUACUCGCCACGGAUCAUCAGCCAUCCGUUUCCAUGGCUCACCCAUCCUUCCUCCAUUGCUCACAGGAGUGCAAAGAGAAGAGAUGCAGAGACACAGAGAGGCAGCCAAGAGGACGAUGGAUAGGAGGAAGACUCAGCCCUCUGAGACGAGGAUGUCCUACGUUCAGAACAUUCUACACAGUGUUCAGCUGAGGCAAGCACCAACACUGGAGGAGUUCUUUCAGGGUGAACCAGGACUAACGGCAGCCAAAACCACCAACCUACACCACAGCAAUGUCCGACAGGUUCUAGCGUCGCAGAAUGAUUAUGUCACUGAGACCAAGGACAGCUUGCCGGGGUCGUCCUCCCCACCAACCUUAACCGUCAUGCAUGAUGGGAAAGCAGGCAUCCUUGUCCGAGGUCCUCCCAUGACAUCGACGGCCUACGGCGCCUUCACAACAAAUCACCUUACAACUCUCCAUAACACCACCACUGUGAGGGAGACCUUCCUAGAUAAGCUGGUCUGUGACCCCAUGACACCUUCUCUAGCUAGAGAGACAACCACACACACCAACCAGGUUGCUCCACAAACAGAGACCCGGACCAGGGAGAGACUCUUGUAUGACCAGGAUAAGACCACCAAUGCUGAAUGUGUUCUGGAGGAGGACCUGGGUUCAGGAGAAGCAACGGUGGAUCCUCUAGCUGACAUAAGCCACCAGUCUUCUGGGUACGCGACGUGUGAAAACGCGGAGGCCACCUGGGUCCUGAGUCGGACUGAGGCUGGGGAGAGCAUUUUGUCAGGGCCCGAGGAGGGGACACCAGUUGGAACGGGGGGGUAUCUCCUACACAGCACCUCUGAUACAAACACAACCAAGGCAUGUAAUAUCAUCAGCCAUCCUCCCAUUGAUGCUGAAGAUCUGGAGGAGGGGUCGUCACCGUGUGACGAUGACCUCAUAACCGGUCGCCCCGCAGAUGAGGCGAGCGUGACGUCGUCCUGGUGUAAUGACGUCAUACCAGACUAUUUAGAGGAAGCGUUGGUGACGUGGCCUCUACAGAGCAGCGAUAUCACACCUCCUGUAGAAGACCGCAGAGCAAGUCACCCAGGAAAGAAGUGUAGCACUGCUAAUAUUGUGACUUUCCCUCAGCAUCAAGCCUCAUCAUCACUAUCAGACCGUCCUGAACCCAAGAUUGUAGUGACAUGUCCUCAGGCUGAGGCUUCGACACCGGACCUCUGCAAACCAGAUCAGAACCAGGCGUCAGACUUAGACCUGGACCGACCGGAGGGACCAUACCGGCUCAGCCUCCAGACUCUUCUAAAGAAAUCCCAGGCCGCUUUGGAACGCCCCAAACCAGGCAGGAACCAGCCAGGAUCAGAACCAAAGAGCCAGGCUGGAGAUGUAGACUUGGACCCGGAACCAGUGGCAGGGCCGUACCGCCUCAGCCUCCAGACCCUGCUGAAGAAGUCCCAGGAGCACCGGAGACGCCAACGUCAGCUGAAGAACCAGACCAAGGCCUCUACUUGUCCUACCGGGACCCAGGAGGCCUCGACACACCAGAAGAUGGAGGAGGAGAUGAGUUUCUCAGACAAGGAGAAUGAGGAGUUCCUGCAGUCAGGGAGAGUGGUGGCAGAGGGAAGGAAAACCCGGGACAGGGAUUGGAGAAAGGAUCAUCUGGGGAUGGGAGUCCAGUUUUCUGGGUCGCCACCACUAGAGAUAUUCCCUAAGGAAGCGUGGGUUCAACGUGAGGAGGAGAAGGCGAGGUCUAGCAUUGUGGAAAGAAUGGGACUCGAAAAAGGAUGUCGUGAAGGAAUAUUGAAGGAAUUGGAGGCUGGAAAUGGCCCUUCACAUUUGGUUGGUCUAGAAGGAGACACCCAAUCUCCUCCAGGAGUGGACAUUGAUGCGGGCUCGGCAGUCGAAGACAUCCAGCUACACCUCUCACCAGACAUCACAGCAGCACCGUCAAUGCUAAUGGAGAACCUUCCACAUCCUAUCUCAGCCGAUGCCUCCAUAACCCAGAAAUCAUUCUACCUAGUCAGGGAGAAGAGCACUAGCCUGCCGAGGCCUUCCUCUCUGGGAGGUAGUAGGUUCCAGACCGUCCCUACCCCCCAGUUUAGUAUGAGCCCUAUCCGCUGUAAGAGUAAAGGAGACAGUGGGGGAGGAGGGCGUGGCACCCCCAAGAGGCAAAUCCUGGUAAACACACCUUUGAAUGUAGACAACGAGGUAGGGUCGGUGACUGGGCAGGAAAAUGUUGCUUGGGACCAAAGGCAUCUGCAUAGAGUGCCCCUAGUGGCUGGGGAUGGUAUAUCACAAGGCUUUACUGCUCCUACAACUCCCCUAGUGGCUGGGGAUGGUACAACACCUAUGCGUCGGAGCUCAGACCAGGCAGAACAGAUAGCUCAGCUGGAGCUCAACCUGUCCAGCCUCAAAAUACUGAUCUCAGACCUGGAGUCCACACUAACAGAGACACCAGAGAGCCACCAGACACACAACAACAGCCACACUGAUAAUAGUAGUAACCUUACCAUGGAGUUGCCACAUAAAUACAUGGACUACCAUACACCUGAGAGUCAGGCAGAGAGUAACCUUACUGACAGUGAGAAAGGAAGAGGGGAUGGAGGUCAGAGGUCAGCUGGUAAGAUGACGGUGGUCCCCUGUAGAGUCCAGGGGUGUGACAGCGUACCUCCAUUGGUCAAGGAGGUGGAGAUCACUGUUACAACAGGUUACAAAAAACAAGAUGGUCGCCAGCAGCAGCCUCUUGCAGCGCGCCUCGUCACCUCCCUCACUCAGAAGAGGAGAGUUUCUGACGUGUUCCGGAAGGUUCCAUAUGAUGUCAUCAAGGUUCCGUCGGAAGUCAUCAAGGUUCCGUCGGAAGUCAUCAAGGUUCGGAAUGACGUCAAGAUUCCAGCAUCACACAAAACACCUUUCUCCGUCCUCUCAGACGCCAGUAACAACCAGCACCAGCCAAUGGAGUGGAAGAGUUAUCCGGAGGACCCCGCCCACUUCCAAUCCAUCAACCAAUCGUAUGACGUGGACACGCCCUCAGGGCUCUGGCUCCAGGGAGGGUCAGGGUCAGAGGGGUCGUUGAAAGGUCAUUACCCCGCGGGGAAGCAGCUGACCCCUGAGAACGGAGGUGGUGGUCAGGGAGGGGCGUCAAGGGCCAAACGUAGACUGGUCAUGCACACGACAGAGGGGAACAGGGGAGGAGGACGAAGAGGGGUGAUGGACAGGCCUCCCUCCAGUACUCCUGAAGCUGCGGUGCUGUCACACAGUCAGGAGAGCCAGCAGCUGAAGCAGCUCCAGCUGACCCAUGCAGGCCAGGUCAGAGCCCUGAAGGAGGAGCAGAGGAGACAGCAGCAACAACUACUGCAGUCUCCCAGGUGUCUGUCUGUGUGUUAUGGUCCCCUGGUGGCAGCAGCAGUGAAGGGAUACCUAACCAGGAGGCUCCUACACACAGAGAGAGUGGGACAGCUGCUAUGUACCAUCAAGGACACGCAGCAGUUCCUACAGUCCUUCCAGCCCCAGAGCCCUGGGAGAGACAGCAGGCAAGACCUGGUGCUGCAGGAGAGAGUCACACUGCAGCUCCGCCGGCGCGUUAUGAGGUCCAGGACAUCUUCUGUCUGUCAGCAGGAGACAGGAUGCAGAUCAUCAGCUGGGACAGACAGCUGGCCAGGGACAGAGAGAUGAAACACAAGACUGGGGAAACGGGGUCGACCAGGAGGAAGAGUUCUCUGUCAGCUGCUACACAGAAAGCCCUGGAGAGGAAGAGAGGAGUCAUGAUGAGGAAAACGGCAGAGAGGCAGAGGGGGACUGGAGCUGGGGUU